This is a messenger RNA of Paramecium pentaurelia, 1926 nucleotides long. The record is from the annotation of a GenBank genome assembly. NCBI's taxonomy places the organism in Eukaryota, Ciliophora, Oligohymenophorea, Peniculida, Parameciidae.
AUGGCAAAUAUCCCAGCUCAUGUAAUUACAAUACAUUCUUAAAAAUAUGAUCCUCCUCUUCAAAAAAUAGAAAAAACACCAAAAUUACCUAUAUCAGAAAUGAAACUAAUAGAUGUUGAAGAAUUAAUGGAAAAUAAAAAUAUGAAUAAUUAAUACAUUAUUGUCUAAGUAUAUUAGAUUGAUUGGAAAAAUAGCAAUCAAUAUUUAAUUGUUAGAGAUUUUAAUGAAAUAUGGCUCAAUUUAACAAUUAUGGAAUAAAAUAAAUCAUGCAAUUACUAAAUUAAUGAUUGGUUAAUUGUCAAAAAUCCAAUACUAAUGGAAUUUGGAAUAAUUAUUUAAGAUUAAUUAGAUGUUAUUGCUAUUAAUGAAUUCACAUAUUAAGCCAUGAUUAAUUCAGAAACUGAUUAAACAGAACCAAUUUAGCUUAAAGAAAAAGGAAAUCAAUAUUUUAAAUUAUAAUAAUAUCGAUUAGCUUAUGAAGUCUAUUCUAUGGUUAUUAUAUAUGAUCAUAUUAAUAAAACAAAUUUAAUAUUAGAAUAAUGUUACAAUAAUAGGGCCUAAUGUUUAUAUCAAUUAGGUUAUAUCUAAGAGUCUAUUGAUGACCUUAAUUAAGUUUUAAAACUAAACCCUUAAAAUGAGAAGGCAAUUUAAAGGUAAGCAUUAUGUUAUCUUAAAUUGCAGAAUCCAAAUGAUGCCAAGAAAUUAUUUGAGUCACUUCCAAAUAAUAAAACAGAUAAAGAUAUAGUAUUCAAAUUAGUUGAAUGUGAAUUAAUGAUUAAACAUCAAUCUGGUAAUAUUGAUCUAAUUUCAAUACUAAAUUAAUUCGUAAAUUAACAAUAAUUUUACUUUGAAAAUAUAAAUAACUAUAGACACAAAAGUAUAGAAAGAAAGAAAAGUAAUUUAGGUGGAUUAGGAUUAUUUGUUAAUUAACCUAUUCCUAAAGGAACAGUUUUAAUAGUUGAACAUCCAAUGCAUAAAAUAUAGGAAAAUUAAACACUUGGUACACAUUAAAGGGAUAAUAUUUAUGAAGAGAUUAGAUAAAAGGCAAUUAAUGAUAAAUAAUUUGCUGAAAGAUUAUUUAAAUUGUAUGAUGGAUCUAAUAAUUAUGCUGUUAAGCUGAUAAAAUAGGAUUUCGAAUAUUAACUCUAAAAUUAUAUUGUUGAUAUUAAUAGAAUUGAAAAUAUAUUUAGAUAUAAUGCACAUGCAUUUCAAUUAUUGAAAGUAUUCACAAAGAAUAAAUAAAUUAAAUAUUUAGAUUAGAGUGAAGGAUUAUGGUUCACAUUAUCUUAAGUUAAUCAUAGUUUAACUCCAAAUAUAUUUUAUUACUUUUUAGGAGAAUUAUUAAUUGUUGUCAGUGCUAAAAAUAUAGAAAAAGAUGAAGAAAUAUUAGUACAAUAUCAUCCACCUUUAAAUUAAAAAGAAUAUUAAAAUAAUUUGAAAUCUCACAAUAUUCCUAUGGAUUAAAGAUUAGUAUAAUAUAAUUAACAAUGGAAAAUGGAUGAUAACUUUAAUGAAAUUAAAACUAUAAUUAAAACUGUGAAAACAUCAAAAAAUCUAACAGAUCUUACAACAUAUACAUUAUCUAAUCCCAAUAUUAUUCAAUAGAUAAAAGAAAAAUAUCCUAUUAAAUAUUUAAAAAUAGUUUAAUAAGUUUGUUUUGAUCUUUUUUAAGUAAAAAGAAUUAAAGAAUACAUAAACCUAAAAUUUUAAGGAUUAGUAUUUCAAUUUGAUCAUUAUCCAUAAUGUUCAUCUAUAUAAGAUUUCUUUAUGUUUCUAACUGUUGUAUCAUAAGGUUAAGAAAUAGAAAAGGAAAUUGUGAAUUUUAUAUUUAAAGUAGGAAUUUUAAUGUUUGGUGAAGCAUUUUUGAAAAAUCAAAAUUCUGAAGACUUGAUCUUCUAAUUAGGAUUUAAACAAAUGAAAAAAUGA